This is a messenger RNA of Paramuricea clavata, 7123 nucleotides long. The record is from the annotation of a GenBank genome assembly. Lineage: Eukaryota; Metazoa; Cnidaria; Anthozoa; Malacalcyonacea; Plexauridae.
AUGGGUCCUAUUACUCGCAGUCGCAGUCUUGCUACUGCUCACUCUGAGCUAAAUAACACAUUGGGAAAAGCAGUUGGUCGAUUGAGCAUGGUUGAGAGCGCGCAGCACGACAUUGCGGACAAAUUGUCUGAACUGCUAAAAGCUGUUGAAAGGUCAAUUAAGGCGAGCGAACAAAAUAAGGAGACUUUAACAGAAGCCCACGAAUUAGGCACUCGCAAGCAUACAGACUUAAUCAAAUCACAACAAGAACAACAGGUACAACUUGCAACAUUAAUCUCACAAAGCACAUUACAGAUAGGACCAGCGAUUCACCCGACACCUUUUUAUGGAAAACCCACAGAUGACCUUCUGUCGUUUAUAUAAGCCAUUUCGAAAGGUUCUCGAAUUUCUGCGGUUGGAAUGAUGACCAACGUCUUAGAGCUUUGCCACUUUAUCUACAGGGUAAUGCUAGUUCAUGGUAUGCAAGUUUUGAUUCAGAAACAUUGAAAUCAUAUAAUGAUUUAGCUACUGCUCUUAAAGCCCACUUUACUAAUCCUGCUUCUAUUUGGCUGUGGCGCCAACAACUGUCUGCUCGAAAACAGGAGGAACAUGAGUCCUUGUCCUGACAUUAGGCAUUUAUGCAAACGUUUGGGCCUUACUGAUUUAGAUGUAAUGCACUAUUUUAUUCAAGGUCUUCGCCCUGAUCUAAAAAGCCAUGUUAUCUCUUAGGGCAGCCCAAAAGUUUAUCAGAGGCUGAAAAUCUUGCGAACCUUUUGGAGGCUGUGUUAAAACAUACACCUGAUUUCACUCAGCAAAAACUCGAAAGUCAAUUGCAGUCUGUAGUAACAAGUUUGGAACGCCUUACAAAGGCGCAACAAAACAACAUAUCAAACAGUGUUGCCGCCUAUAAUCAUGCACUUCAGAUGUGACCAACAUCAUGGGGGUCAGUCCACUCUCUCAGGUCCCAGACAUGAUUCAGAUCACCUGGCUAAGUUGGUUCGAGACGAACAGCGUCGACAAACCAGGUUCAUAGCACCAACAACCAGGCCUUCAAAUUCAGGCGUACCAUCUUUUCGCAACCGCCGUACUACCGAUGGAUUACCUAUAUGCAAUAAGUGUGACAAAGUUGGUCACAUAAUUGCUCGCAGUUGUAGGAGUAUUGGUAAUCCCCAUGCAACACAUCCUUUACAUAACCAAACCUCUCGCCCAAAUGCACCUACUUUUCGACUUGGCUUAUGAUGUAAUAUUUGGUGCAGAUCUCUUGACGCAUAUAUUAUCAAUCUGUUAUCAACUCUGACACUGGAGAAUUGCAGGUACCCCCUCCUACGGAUACACCACCACCUACGGAUACACCACCACCUUGUCCGAUACCUAGUCAAGUGGAAAGGAUAUAUAGCCCAAAACACAAUUCAUAUGGGUUGACGAGACGAACGUAGUACAAACUAACGCCAACGAACAUUGACAACUGACUAUGCUUUGCCUUGGCCUAUUGAAGCUUUCGCCUUUCGGAUCAUUUUGCUCUGAAUUGAACGGUAUUCGUCCUCCCCAUUUUUCCAUAUGACUAUAUGCUUCUCUCGACGAACAGUUAGCUCAUUAUUUCCCCCUUCUCUUUCGGACCGACACAUUGUAGUUAUGGUAUAGCGAUUAUGGUAUGGAUUAUUUUGUCGUUUGUGAGAAGAGAAUCGUGAGAGCGUCCAGUUUUGUACAAAUGUGUAAUAUAUGUUAAUCAUUGUGUAUCAUGUGUUAUGUCUCAUUCGUUUUGUCCUUUCCUUGACACAACAAAGAAAACAAAUCACUUGUUACCAUCUUUUUGGUACUUAUCUCCGUCAACAUGCCUUACAGAUUAAGGUUUGUACUUGUUCGUAUUUGAGCAUUCAUUAUGAACUAUCGAAAAUGAACUAUCCCGGCCAAGAAUGUCAAGAAUAGAGUUGCGAAUUAAAAAAAGAGAACACUACAAUUCUGGAGCGAUAGCACAUUGACCGAAGUCCAAGGUUGUGGCAGCACAAGCCAGGAGCACAAAGAAAACUAUUACUGUGGAACAUUUUUUUCUAUAAUUUUGUUUAAUAAUUAAAUAAUUAAAAAAAAAGAAGGAAAAGAAAACCAGGAGGUUUUCAACUAAAGAUGGGAGAUAUGUAAGAGGACCAUUGACCUUUGUUAUGUGAACCUUUGAACUUUGUUUGGUCAUUAAGAUUAGGAUGCGCACGCACCUAUGGACAAUGCACAAUGAACAAUGAACAAUGCACCUUGUCUUAUGUAAAUAGAUAUCGAUACGCACGUUCAUUCGAGAGAUUUGAUACAUAGCACGCACUGGGGAAACAUUAAAGGAUAUUAAGAGAUAUACGUAUUAAAGUUUUACUUGUUGUGGAUCUAAUCAAGCUGUCCCCCUAACGGCCUCGACGAUCCCGCGUGUUGCUAUAUAAUAACAACGAAUAAAGAGGUCGUUUUACAAUUAUCUCGCAAUAAAUUACAACGGCUUACGCUGACGCGCUUAGAUUGCUAACGCAAGCAGCGGCGUAGCCAGCUCGAUAAUUGGGGGGUCCAUAUUCAUAUACUCGUGUUCUGCAUUAUUAAUUUCUUUUGAAAUGGAUUGUUUUUAAGGUCUGUGAACACGAAUAUAUGAAUAUGGACCCCCCUAAUCAUCCGAGCUGGCUACGUCGCAAGCAUUUAAAUAUGUUUACUUGCGCGCGCGCGCGCUUGAAAUUAGAAGCUUUAUAACUAGGUAGGUAGGUAAAACUUUAUUUAACUACGCUAACCCCUACAGCGAAGGCUGAUUUCCAAAGGGGGCGUAGAUUUAAAUAGUUAAUAAUUAAUACAAAUUAUGGUCAUACAUUACAUUACAGUUAACAACAAUUACAAUAAUUUACAAAUACAAAGAGUAUAUAAUUAUUUACAUAUUAAAUUAAUGUUAGUACUAUGCAAUAUUUUUGAUUAACGUAAUUAAUUAAUUAAUUAAUUGGCCAGGUGUCGUAUACAUGAAUUAAACGAAGCAAGAGUAUGUUUGUUUCUUGCUUCAUCAGAAAGGCUGUUCCACAAUUUCGCUCCUCUAUAACUAAGACUUUUUUUAAGAUAUUCAGUCUUAGGUUUGGGCAAAAAGAGUUUGGUGGAAGAGCCUCGCAUAUUAUAGUAAUAAGAGGAAGACGUCCUUUGAAAAAUGUUGGUUAGUCGUUUUGGCGCCAGUUCGUGAGUUAUUUUAUACAUAAGACUUGCUACGAAAUGUGUUCUGCGUUCACUUAAAGGUUUCCAUUUCAGUUCGUCUAGAGCAAGUUCAGAUUGACCGUGUUCGUUUUUACGGCCAGUAAUAACUCUAGCUGCCCUAUCUUGUAGUUUCUCGAGUCAAUCAGAAAGAGUGGCACCAAUGGUGUCCCAAACUUCGCAACAAUAAUCUAGGUGUGGAAGUAUAAGUGCAUUAUAAGCACAAAUUGAUGUAUUAUGAUCCACACAAGAUUUUAGCUUUCUGAUCCCAAUUCCGGAUGAAAUCUUCUUAGCAAUUUUAUCAAUAUGCUUAUCCCACAAUAGAAACUCGUCAAUAUGAACUCCAAGUGCUUUUGUUUCUUUGACCUUUUUAAUUGGUGUAUCACCAACAAAUACAUUUGGAGCAGCAAGUAAAUUAUUUAUGUUGUACCGAGAUCCUAUUAGUAGAUACUCAGUUUUGACUAGAUUAAGAGAUAAUCUAUUUGCAGAAAGCCAUUGUUUAACGUUGGUAAGGUCAUGAUUUAUGGCCACCUCUACAUCUUGAAUUGACUUGCUAGAUACAGUUAGAGUCGUAUCGUCGGCAAACAUUCUUGUCGACGAUUACUGUUAGGCAGAUCAUUAAUGUAGAUCAAGAAUAAGAGUUGGCCAAGAAUUGAACCUUGAAGGAUUCCACAUGUAACCAACUUCGUGCCCGACAGAGCGCCAUUAACGGAGCGCAUGAUGGCUUCAUGAUGGUUUAAUGAUGGCUUCUGUAGGCCAUAAAGAUCAAGUUUCGUUAACAGGAUGUCAUGAUUUAUGGUGUCGAACGCCUUUUGUAAGUCUGCUCCUAUGCCUACAUUUGCUAAACAGCUCAGAUCUUAUAUUCAAUGUAUUAUUUUUGUCUGAUAACAUAAUCAUUCUUUUUUCCUCGGUGCACAGACAACAAAUUCAUUCUUGGGAAAACGGCUGGAACUUGCUUCAUAACCGACCAUUUUAUUCGGAAUGAUUUAUUCUGCGAUUUAAGACCCCAAGUAUAUUUCGAAAGUUCCGUCUCUGUCGAAUAGAGCUCAUUGUUCAAUGAUUUCAAAUGGUUGCUAUAUCUUAACUUGAAAGGACCCGCCGUCAUUCCUAUAUAAUUCUCUUGAUCACUUUCCCAUUGUCGCUUAUAAUCUGGGCUUUAUACACAACGCUUCUCACGAGACAAUUGCCGUUCAGUGGACAUUCACUUUUAAUUCUGCAGUUACACGAUUUCGAGGGAAUUUGGGAUGGAUUCUGAUUCUUAAGAAUACGCCGGUUAUGGUUUGAAAUUGAUGCUUUAAUAUUGUUCAUGCAUGAAUAACUGACUUUGACAGAGUUUCGAUUGAAAAUAUUUGUGUAGGAUCGAUGAUUUUGGGAAAUGCUUAUCUAUUAAACGAAGGAAAUUUUCUGCAACUUUCGUCUUCACGUUCUUGCUGUUUAUUAUUUUGCUUAAGGUCUUUGGGAAUGCAUGAAAAUUAAAUUAUUCUAAAUAUUCAAUGACCCUGGGGAAUCAAAUUCUAAUGUUCCAAGAACGAAACGUCAAGUGUUUUUUUAUAAAUACACCUCGUUUAACGAAGGACCAAAGAGUUUCGAUAUGUUUAGAAUAUGCAAGGGUAAAUAAUGCUCGUGAGGUUAUACAGGCGGCGUUGGGCAGGUCUCUGACAACGAUCGUGUACUUUCUGACUAUAGUACGUCUAAGCACAGGUUAUUGCUCUAUUAAAUAUUUAAUAGGCCGCUUUUGGCUAAUUCUCGACACUUUAAAAAAUGGUUACUCAAGUUUAAACGCAGCUCUCUCGGUCAAUAUUGCACGAAAAUGCACAGGGCGUAUAUCAAAAUUUAAGUUAGACAAUACUGAAUGCAAUGUACGUAGUUCACGUGUAAUAGCUCUUUUAGCUUUUAAGUUAAAACAAAUCAAACAGGUUAACUUUUUUUACACCACCCGGUACAUAUACAGUGCUAAAAAAAAACCAUCAGUCUGUUUCAUCCGUAUAUGAAUCAUCAGGUGGUGAGUAAUUUCGAAAAUGUAGGUUGCUUUUAUGCUAUCGAAAGAAUGUGCGGAAUGCGUGUAGGCGAAAGAAUGCUUAGGCGAAACAAUUGAUGCUUAAGCGAAACAAUGCUUGGAUCAUAAAAUUUUCUUAACGACCUAGUUUACUCGAAACCGGUUUUUGUGACGACACUUGCCGAAAAUUUCGCUUUUUUUAUUGAGUAAAUCAUCUUUGUUUAUGUCUUUUAAAAUGCAAAAUUUUUCUUCCAAACAUAAAUUGCAGCGUUUUGAUUCCCCUGCAUGUGUACGAAAUAGCGUGUUUUAAAAUUGACCAUUUGAUGGUAUAAUCCUGAUUGUUUUCUUUUAAUUUCUAAAUAUGUUUCAAACGUUCCGUUUUGUUUGAGUCUUUUUUAUGACGAAAAGAUGAAUAUAAUAUAUAUAUAUAUAUAUAUAUAUAUAUAUAUAUAUAUAUAUAUAUAUAUAUAUAUAUAUAUAUAUAUAUAUAUAUUUAUACAGUCUCAACCUGUGUCUUGUUUUGGAUCAUAUAUUGUAUUCUCAAGAUGUCUUGUCUUUUUGGAAUUUUUUUUCCUUUACUUUUUGAAUUGUCGGCUGGUCAUGGGUCAUGGUUUUUUAACAUUUGUCUAUUUUAGAUUUGAAGAGAUAUGUCCUGCAAGCCUUCGGGAACGGCCAAGAAAAUUUCGAUAAAUUUUAUCUCAGAAGUCCUUCAGUCCAUUUCCAAAAAGCUUGUUUUCACUUCAGUUAUUUAGCUGACGCUAAACCAUGGGAUGAAGCUUUCCUUGGACGAUUGUUUCUUUUCGUUGAGAGGUUGAAUGAUGGCGAGAGGUUUCCUGUUUGGAGUCAGAAUGUUUAUUACGGAGCUGAAUGGAAUGAUAUUUAUGUUGAAAUUGUGCUGCCUUUUAGUGAAUAUAACGUAUGUUCUAUCAGUUAUAAACUGUUCUUCCUAGUGAUCCAGUAAGGUGUGAUCCAUAAUAUAGUACAAUUUUUCUUUCUUUAGUUUAUUGUUGAAGGCCAGAAGAUAUCUACAAAUUAUCUACUCCGCGAUUUUUCGCUUUCUUCAAGUUAUGAAAAUUGUCCAGCCGCAGGUAAUAUAUAACGAGUACAUUUAUUAAAGUGGCUAUAAUCCUAUAUAUAUAUAUAUCACUUGUGGGACCUUUACGGAUUUAAAAAGAACGUAAAAAAUUAAUUAGUUAAUAAGUUCAAAAGCUUUUUUAAUUUAGUGCAAUAAUUUCGAAGAUACUGGCCUCUAAACUACCCACAGUUCCUGAGUUCCAGGCACCUAUAUGCACAAAGGACAGUUUCGAAAAAGUCCAAAUUCAAUAGCCGUGUUUAGGCCCAAGGAGGCUGGGACUCAGGAACAGUCCGUUGUUUAAAGGCCUAUAUCCUCAAAACAAUUGCACUAAAUCAAAAAAAUUCUUUUGAACUUAUUGACGAACUUUUUAAUCUCUUUCCAAAUCCAUAAGAGUCCCACAAGUGAUAUAGGCACUUUAAUAUUCACUCGACCUAUAGUAAAUAUUUUCUUUUUUCUUUAUUCAAGCUGAGAAAAAGUUUUAUAUAACUCAAAAUCCAAACCAACCAGAGAAAUUAUCAAUUUCUGAAGACUCUGGAUACUGUGGCUUCUUUCCAAAUUGGUAUUUUAUAACUGCUGUCGUACCGAGUCCCAUCUUUCCUCAAACUGUAUAUGUAUACUCUAUAAACGACUUCCUUAUAUUGAACACUGAACGCAAUGAUACACUAUAUGGCGAGUUGCUGCGUUAUUUUUAUGUUGCCAAUGACAAACUAUUCAACCAAUCGCAAGCCGUGUAUACAGUGUUGAGGGAUGGAGAUGGGUUUGCGUAUGUUACGGAGUUCCUACCCAGGCCGAUUCUCAACAGUACUAAUUAUGGUUUCUUUGUGAAAGAAUUUGCCAGCAUUGAAGGUGGGCAUAUAAGGAUGACGUCACUUUCAGGUUAA